CCCCGAUUUCAGGAGCGGCUGGAUCUACUGACGGGAGAAGCCUGGGCGGAGCCCUGGUCUCUUGCUUUCGCUUUUCUGGUGCAGCAGGAACUGGCCUUGAGCUUCCGCGCUUCGGUCGUGACAGGAGCCCGGCGCCCGUUCGCCCGCCCGGCGAUGAGCCAUGAGAGUGCGUGGGAUCUCUGCGACCGGGCAGCUACGGCACAGACAUUCCGGAGGAUGACAGAGGCGAGUGAGCUGGUGGCAGGAGAUGCUGGCGCCCGGCUGCACAGCCACCGACUGCUCGACACGUGCCUCGUGGUCGGGCUGCGGCCACAGGCUCUCCGACAGAUGGUGCAGGAUAUACAACACAAUGGCUCUGAAGCCUCUGAUGCGUCACCUGAGGUGCUGUCCAUUUACACACCACCCUUCAUCAGCGCUCAGUCCAGUUCCGAGACCUGCAGGAACAAUACAGAGGGUACCACUGGGCCAGAUCUCCCAUCGGGCCAACCCUUCAGCAGCGUGGAACUCCCGAAGGAGCACCUCAGAAUUCCAAAGGGAAUCGACCUGUGUGGGCUGCCAGAGCUGUGUUUCCCAGAUGGAUUUCAGCUGGACACUGAUGGAAGAGAGGAUUCCUUCCACUUCCUCGUGCUGACGGAUAUUCUGGGUGACCGACAGCACGGUGUGGUGCUUCAGGUGUACCGAGAGAUCAAGGAGAGCAACCUGCAUCCUGCAGAAACCCCGGAAUCGGAGCCGGCAGCAGAAGCUGUCUGUCUGCGGGUCCCCUACGCCAUCUGUGUGAUUACCAAGUUCCCGUAUUACACUGCGCUCAAGGACUGCCUCUCCUGCCUACUCUCCGAACUCACGGCCUGCAGCGAGGCAGAGUUUCCGAAAAAGGUGAAGGAGUUUGCUGCCCAACUCGCCCUGGUUCCCUGCCCCCCACCUGGAUCUCUCCAUCUGAGUUUUGAACUGGGGCCUUUGAACAUCAUGCUUCCACCUCCUGAGAAUGUGGGCUGUCCGGUCAUCGACAUCGGUCUGCACCUCCCAUUCCUCUGCUUCAGCCCUGAGACCAUCCUGCAGAUCCUGACCAACAUCCUGAUGGAGCGGCGCAUGGUGUUCCUGUCCAGUCACAAGCCGCUGCUGACGCUGGUCACCGAGUGCUUUGUCUAUUUCCUGCACCCGUUGCCGUGGAGACACACCUACAUCCCGGUGCUGGGCAGCCAGAUGCUUGACUUGCUCAUGGCUCCCACCGUCUUCCUGAUGGGCUGCCACUCCCGCCACAUGGACAUUGUCAGCGAGGUGGAGGAGCUGGUUGUGGUGGACAUUGACAAUGGCAGGAUACUGACCUCCCAGUACAAGGAGGUGGAAACUCCCCCGCUACCCACCGCCGUCGUAGACCAGUUCCUCACCAGCGCCCGAGAGCUCCCGGUGAAGUCGGAACUCGCACUGUCACACCUGGCUUCCUGCACCAGCCUGGCGUCUGCCCGAGAGAGGGAGCAACUCCGCCGACACCGGCUGAACCAGGCCACCCACCGCAUCUUUCUGCAGCUCAUCGGGAGCCUGCUGAGGGACGUCCCAAAACACCUGAACCUCAAGCAUCGUGUGUUUAUCAAGAAGGAGUUCCUGGAUACAAGGCAGCCAGCCGCCCAACCCUUCUAUAUCAGUCUUCUGAAGACUGACCUCUUCCACUGCUUCCUGAAGGCCCGGCUAAACCAGAGGGUGGACACUUUCAGCCGGUGGGAACUGUCGACACGAUCCCAGGCAGCCAGGAUAACCUCAAGGGCAGCAACAGUGCCUCGCUCAUCAAAUACCCUCAACUCCCUGAGGAAGCGCAGAGACGAGACUCGGAGCAAGAGUUUGCAAAACACAAACUUAACUGAACCGCUGACACUAAUCAGCCCCAACAAACCCAACCGGACUACAGGAGGAAAAGUCAAGGAGAAGCUGUCACUCCAGAGUCUUCAGCUGCCUUCCUUCCCCAGUGACCCACUGGAACCCCUCAGUGUGUCACUGUACUACACCAAGCUGGUUGUCCAGAUCACCAGAUACAUGGAGCAGACGGCCAGUGAGGACACGGAGACGCUGGCCGUCUGCCUGUACCUGAGGGGCAUCGUCCGGCUGGCUCAGGGGCAGUGUUUCCAGGCCCUGUUGGACUUCCAGAACCUGGAGAAGAUCGACAUGAACGCCUUCCCACUGGAGCUGGUAAAACAGACACUGGAGCAGAUGAGUGCGGAGGAGCUGCGUGGCGUGCAGGAGACCGAGAAACUGCAGGGUCUGCUUCACGACAUCAUGGAGAAACACUGGGACCAGGCGCAGCCUGAGCAGAGCGUCAAGGACUUUGAGCUGCCCCGCGUCCCCCUCAACGAGCAGGACUUCGCUGUCCACAUCCAGGCCGCUGGUCUCGUCAGCAACCCCAGCACCAUUGACACGCUCUUUGACAUCCUUUCUGAUGGGCAGCCGAAGACGGUGGAGCCAAAGGUGUUCAACGAGCUGUACUCACACUGGAAUAAGAUGAAGUCAGAGGUGGACAGCAUCAUGCUGGAUCCUGAUGUAGCCAUGGAGCUGCUGGAGAGUGAGCAGGUGUCUCUGGUGUCCAACCCGGUGAAGACCAAAUAUGGGCAGGGUCGCCUGGUACUGAGUCAGAAACGGCUCGGCUUCCUGAAGGAUGCAGAACCCCAUUUCAAGGAGAUUGUGCGUUUACGGGAUAUUGAGGAGGUGGAGCCAGUUCUGCCCACGACCGGCCUCCCCCGCAAGAUGACCAGCCUGAGGAUUAAGGCCCGGGGCAAGAAGGAGCCGUUUGUGGUAAACCUGAAGUCAGAGCGCGACCUCUGGAAGGUCCUGAUCCGUGAGCUGCACGCUGGCAAGCUGCUGGCUGAGCGGCACAAGGACCCUCAGUAUGACCAACAAGCUCUCAGUAACAUCCGGCUGAUCCACGCUCUGUCCAAGUGCGACCUCCACACGCGAACCAGCCACGCCAUCCACAUGCUGGCCCAGCUUGACCGCACCAUUUCCGAGGUGUCGCCCAACGUCCCGAAGGUGACCAUGGACGCCCUGAAGCAUACCCUGCACCUCUCGGACUCCGCAUCUUCCCCCUGUUCUGUUACUGUCUUGCUGUACCUGCCCGGAAGCCUGGACCCGUGCGAGAGUGUAGACACCCCCCCAGCACUGUGGUGUGCUCUGACUGAUGGAAGGCUCCUCAUCUACAAUGCUGCCUCCUGGCUCCAGGAACAGCCGCCCAUCCAGGCCGGACGCUCCAGGCUGAACUGUAUGAUCGGGGUUGGCCGGGAACAGGUGUGGAUUGGCUCCGAAGAUUCUUUCAUCUACAUCGUCAGCGCCCGACACCUCACCUGUCACCGACGCCUGGUCGCACAUCGCAACCAGGUGACAGGGAUGCGCCAAGAGAUACUGCCCGGUGGCGAGGGGGGUGCCAGCCAGGUGUACUCGUGCAGUCUGGAUGGGACCAUCAUUGUGUGGGACCCGGUCUCCAUGGAGAUGAAGAGUCAGUUCCAGCUAGAGCAGUGUUGGCAGCUGACGUCCAUCGCCCUGCACCGCAACCACGUCUGGUGCUGUGUGGAGAACAGUCUGGUGAUUGUGGCUCGGGACGGGAACCAGCUGCGGAAGGUGACUCGAACAUUCACUCCCCAAGGAGGCUCUAUUCUGCUGAGUUACUUCCUCAUUCUUCCUCAGGGGGAGGUGUGGAUGCUGUGUGCACAGGGGUGCAGCCUGUACGUGUAUCGCACCGACACCCUGAGUGAUCUGGUCAGAGAGAUCCCCCUCCCGGCUGGCAUACACCUCAGCUGCAUGAUCCACGUCAAGAAGCAGGUGUGGGUUGGUGGGGGGACGGCGGACGGCAGCAGAGGCCGGAUAUACAUCAUCAGUACGGAGACCCACUCGCUACAGAAGGAGCUGGAGGUGACCUGCGGCCCAGUCAGGGCACUGUGUCCGGCCGAGGACCGCUACGUGCUUAGCGCCACUGAGGACAGCAAGACCAUCAUCUGGAAGGUGGACUGAAGAUGCGGGUGCUGAGGCCUACAGAGCCAUCACCCCCUGCGGACAGCCCCACUCACUGCCUCUGGGCCGAGGAGUCCAUUGUGUCGGCCACCACCCUCGCCGGGUGGGAUCACAGGGAAGGAACCACCUCCUAUCACUCUCCUCUGUCCCACAGCAACUGUCCUGGUCAGACUCAAAUCUCAGACGUACUAAUCCUGGUCAGCCUCAACUCUCAAACUCUCUAAUCCUGGUCAACCUCAAAUCUCAAACCCUCUAAUUCAGGUGAAUCUCUUCUGCUGUCUCUCAAAAUCCUCCCUGUAAUAGGGUGACAGGAACUCAAUUUAUACUCCAAGUGCAGCUAAAUCGAUAUCUAUACAAUAUGACCUCCCGUCUUUUGUACCAAUGAAGGCCCGCUUUCUUUACCCUCCUGCCUGCUUGUGUUACCACUUCCAGGGAUCUGUGGACUUGGAUUCCACCAUCGCUGUGUACAUCAGUGCCCCUGAGGUCCCACUGUUCACUGUCUGGUCUCCUCUUACAGUCGACCUUCCACUUAACCUCCGACUGCUCUUUCACCAGCCGACCUACCCACUGACAAAUGUCCUCCCUAUCCACAAGUCUACUUUUCACACGUUCCUAAUCAGACCAGUGUCCAGUUCACGGAUGUACUGUAUAUAUAGCUCAGGUGGCUAAGACCUCUUCACAGUCCUGUAGGCUGUUUUUCACUUUAUUUCCUGCGUGGUUUAAUUCUGAUUUGAUUUGGAGCACACAGUGUAAAGACUAUGAUCUCCACCCUUGACACUGCAAUAUCAAUAAGUUAUUGUUAAUAUUAAUAAAUAUUUAGUCGAUAGAGUACUGUGCAAAAGCUUAGGCACUCUAACUAACUAUAUGUAUGUGCCUCAGACUUUUGCCCGGUCCUUUACAUCCCUGAACGCAGAUCCCUGUGGAACACCACCGGUCACAGGUCUCCGGUCUCCAGCGCUGCCCUCAGUCACCCACGAGGAGGCUACCAGGUCACCGCAGAUCCUAUGUGCGGAGCGAGACCCUGAGGGGUUGCUCAGCAGAUGCAGGGAGUGGUGGAGAUGGGGUUCGCACAGUGUCUAUAGGAAGGUCAACGGAGCUGAGAACCACAUCACACGAAUCACAUUCUCAGCGUAUUGGAAGGGGAAUGCCGGAUUGGGGACCAAUCAGUUCCAGAGAUGAACUAGGCAUGUACUCCACACUGUGAAUAACCUCUCUAACCACACCCCUCACACCAGCAACACACAGGAAGGUUCCUUCUCUCAUUUAAACCCCCCCCCCCCAAGCCUGCCUCUAACCCCUCUGGUCCAUCUCCUCCCCCCCAGUGAACCAGCAACACACAGAGGGGGUCACUACACUACUUCACUACCUUAGAAACCCCCUCUACUCCCCCCCCCACCAAUGAAACAGCAACUGGGAGUGAAUGUACUCCACAUCUCCUUCCCUCCUGCCUCCCUCCCCAACCUCAAUACUGACACAGGCCUGAAUCAUUACCUCCCUCCUGCUGACAGCCUCGCUCUCUCUCCCUAGGCCCAGAGACAGUCUGAUCUAACCCUCUUCCCCAGAGUGUGUGACAGGGCACGCCGUACAAUGCUUUCCUCUGCAUUCAGGCCCUCAUUUCAUGUGUCCUGUUUCACAGUGAGAACGCGGGAUAGUUGGAGCGGUACUGCACGGUACAGGCCCUUUGGCCCAUGAUGAUGUGCUGGCCUUCAAUGAGAGUGCUUGUUGUGAGAGCAGGCUGUCUGAAAACUCCUGUGGGUGGGGAUCAGCGAACGGUGCCAGGCCCACUCAGCACAUGCAGUGACAGGGUGGGGGAGAUUGCCACCAGCCCACACUGUCUGAACUGCCCUCUCCCCAUCUUGUACAUCCCUGUAUCCAAGAACUCUCUCUGGAGUGCUGCCACGUCCUCUGGAUUUCCAGCAUCCCCUGAAUCCCGUGUCUCCUGCAUUCAUUUCAGGAUUCCAGCACGUACGGUGAUUUGGUUUCCCUUCAGCUCUGAACCCAGUGGGUGGGGUGGGGCUCGGCUCAGGACAGUCACGGCUCCGAGCUGACAGUGGGCCCGGGAUUGUCCUCUGCAGCCCUCCCACAUGGGUGCCAGGGUAGGGUCCUGGCUGGCAUGACACUGUUACAGAUCGGGCCACUCGGAGUUUGGACUCUGUAUGUCCUCCCCGUGAACUGCAGGUUUCCUCUGGGGGCUCCGGUCUCCUCCCACAGGCCAAAGAUGUAGGUUAAUUGGUCAUUAUAAAUUGUCUGCUGACUAGGUCAGUGUUAAAUAGGUGGUUAACUACCAGUGGUGCUCAGAGGACCAAGAGCCUGUUCCACACUGUGUCUCAGUAAAAGAAAGGAUCCUGGAUUGUGGGACAGACACAGAGCUAAGGACAGGCCCUUCAUCCCAUCUACCCCAUGCUGGGAUUGACAGUCUAUGUUCAACCUCCAGCCUCUCUCCAAGAUCACAGGAGUGAGGCCCCCACUGGAGCAUGGACAUGAGAGAUGGUGGGGGGGAAAUGACAGCAGGAGGGCAGGAGGAACAUGCUGUGG
This is a messenger RNA of Mobula hypostoma (lesser devil ray), 6522 nucleotides long. Its product is annotated as DENN domain-containing protein 3-like. Gene Ontology annotation, cellular component: cytoplasmic vesicle. NCBI's taxonomy places the organism in Eukaryota, Metazoa, Chordata, Chondrichthyes, Myliobatiformes, Myliobatidae. Gene Ontology annotation, biological process: regulation of Rab protein signal transduction. Bases 154 to 3987 code for a protein of 1277 amino acids. Gene Ontology annotation, molecular function: protein binding. The record is from RefSeq and is a predicted model, not a curated record. The transcript is spliced from 24 exons.